Cololabis saira (Pacific saury) is the source of this 1525-nucleotide messenger RNA. It is a transcript of the gene ankrd29, whose product is annotated as ankyrin repeat domain 29. Gene Ontology annotation, molecular function: protein binding. NCBI's taxonomy places the organism in Eukaryota, Metazoa, Chordata, Actinopteri, Beloniformes, Belonidae. The record is from RefSeq and is a predicted model, not a curated record. Bases 402 to 1157 code for a protein of 251 amino acids. The transcript has 10 exons.
CGGCCCCGCUCACACCUGCAGGAGUCCCCGCUGCAGAGGCUGAGCUCAGCUGACUGUCCCAGCGUCUGUUAUUAUGUCCGCCAACGGGCGCCGCCAACACCCAAACACAGUGCGGCAGAACAGGCAAGCGGCGCUCAGCCGCGCGUCUAAUGACUGAGUGCGCAGGAAGGACAACCAUGAGUCACGAAUGAAGUCUGCAGGAUGUCUUUCAAGAAGGAAACACCCCUGGCUAAUGCCGUGUUUUGGGCAGCGAGGAAGGGAAACUUGGCUCUGCUUCAGCUGCUGCUCAACAGCGGCCGUGUGGAUGCAGACUGCAGAGACAGUGUACGGACGCUGCAUGUCCUGGCUGCUCACCUGCACGCUUUAACCAUAACCCACCUGUGUAUGGAACAACAGCACUCAUGGUUGCUUCAUACAGUGGCCAUUACGACUGCGCUAAGGAGCUAAUCAUGCAGGGGGCAGACAUCAACUACCAGAGAGAGACAGGUUCUACGGCUUUGUUCUUCGCCUCCCAGCAGGGACAUCAUGACGUUGUGAAGCUCCUUUUUGAAUUUGGUGCCUCCACUGAAUUCCAGACAAGGGAUGGUGGCACAGCUCUCACGGUUGCUUCUCAGUAUGGUCACGCCAAGGUAGUGGACAUCCUGUUGAAGAAUGGAGCCAAUGUGCACGAACGGCUUAAUGAUGGUGCCACCCCUCUUUUCCUUGCUGCCCAAGGAGGUCAUGUGACUGUGAUUCGUCUGCUGCUGUCGUCUGGUGCAAAGGUUAACCAGGCCAGGGAGGAUGGUACUGCACCAGUGUGGAUGGCGGCUCAGAUGGGCCACAGCGAGGUGGUGAGGGUGCUACUCUUACGUGGAGCUGAUCGGGAUGCUGACAGACAAGAUGGCUCAACAGCUCUAUUCAAAGCAGCCAUGAAAGCACACACUGGUGUCAUAGAGGAACUCCUGAAAUUCUCUCCUUCCCUCGGCCUGCUCAAGAAUGGCUCUACCGCCCUUCAUGCUGCCGUCAUGAGUGGAAAUCUUCAAGCUGUUCAGCUGCUACUUGGGACCAAUGCAGACCCCACACAACCCGAUAUGAAUAACGAGCUCCCUGCAGAUCUUACAAAGAGCAACCGUAUCCUAAAGGUUUUACGUCCGAAAGCUGUUAAUGGGGACAGUUGAUGACAACCCAGCUUUCUGCCUUCACGCCUGCCUGUGUCGCACCGAUGAUGUGUCAUGAAAAGAAAUACAACAACGGUGUCAAAACUACUCAACUGCAGCAUUUACUAUACCCGGUGCUUUCUUUUGAUUGUGGCUGAAACAAAGACAUGAAUAUGCUGAACAAACCUGGACUAAAUAUAGAGUAAUACAAAGUAUAUUUGCCUGCCAUCAUCUUAUGUAAACUGUUAUUCUUCAAGAUGUGCAUUUAUUUGUUUUACCCCUGGUGUUAUACGAUUUCUAGAUAUUUUCCGCACUAUGUGUUGCUUUUUUUAAAUAAACACGGGGAAAGGGAGUGUGGUAUUUUAUUUGACAUUUUAUACAAAUUAGCA